AGCCUAGAUGAGUAUCGAAUCCUACUUCCACGGUUUCCUCCCGGAAGCUUGUGCAUCAAUUCUGUUUUUCUUCAUGCCGACAUGUCGGGCAGGCCCUACCGUGCAAUUGAUUUUCGUGACGGACUCAAAGACGCCAUCGAACUCCGAGAAGUGUUGUCCCUUGGACAGUUCCAAAUGAGCCACGUUUGGAUGGUUACGCUAGUGAGUUCUGAAGCCGCUGAGAAGCUCAAAGCGGCAAAAGAACUGACGGUGAAGGGCAAAAAGUGCAUGGUCAUCGACCCGAACUCAAAAGACGUUAAGCUCAAGCUCCUCUGGCUUCCGUCGUACUUAGAAGAUAAGAAGAUUGCUGAAGCAUUAUCGCCAUUUGGAACCGUGCGUAGCGUCUCGAGAGAAAAGUGGCGCGUGCCAGGGAUGGAAAACAUGGAAACGCUGAACAGAGAGGUCUGUCUGACUCUUCAUGACAUGACGACAUCGGAAGAUAUUCCCCAUCUGCUCAGAGUUGCCGGCAUACAGUCCCUUCUGGUCAUGUCCGGGCGACCACCUUUGUGCCUGAGAUGCAAGAAAGUUGGUCACAUACGCAGGCAGUGUCGCACCCCAAAGUGUGCGCGUUGCAACAGAUUCGGACACGAAAGUGACGAGUGCUACUCCAGCUAUGCAGCCGUGCUACGGGGCUCUGGCACAGAACCAGAUGCCAACCAAGAGUUCAUGGAUAUCUCCGAGGUCGUAGACGCCACUGGUGAGGUUCUCCCAACUCAAGCCGGGUCUGCAGAGGCCGGACCUCCUAUUUCCGAUAAGAACGAAGAUCCAGCUGUCAAGGAAGUCUCGGAAACACCACAAGCCGGCUCGAAGACAGAGAAUGAAGGAAAAGACUUGCAGGAAAGCAAGGACCAAAAUACCCCGCUACAACAGGAGUUAACUCAGCAGCCUGCAGAUCUUGCUGAGAAGCUGACGACGUCAGAAGGCAAUGACGACCUACCGGACUCAAUGGACGUGACCAAAAACAGUUCCAAGGACACUAACGACACCAAACGAAAACAAGAUGCACCACCUGACACCACCACCGCGAGUAAGCGGAAACCUACCUUGCACCCAAGCUGCUAGUGUUUAAACCCAAAUUCAUAGCCCCUCUCCUCUCCCUCCCCUCCUCCUCCAUCUCCCCCUCCCCCUUUCUCUCCCCCUUCCCUUCUAGUUGAUGGCCCUCGUUUUGCAACACUAAAUGUUAGAGGCUUUAAUUCUAGAAAAAAACAAUAUCAACUGAAACGUUUACUUGAAGAUAAGGAGGUUGACUUUCUGGCCGUACAGGAAACAAAGCUCUCAACAGAUGAACAGGUAGAGCGUGCCCUGCAGCAUUUUCUGCGUGACUAUGAAGUAUGUGUCAGUCACGCUGUUGGUUACUCUGGGGGCUGUUUACUGUUUAUUAAGAAGUCUUUCCAACUGUCUGAAUUAAUGGUCACCACAGACCUCUGUGGCCGCUUCAUUAUGUGCGACUUUCAAGUCUCUGACAUAAGGUGGAGAAUUAUAUGUAUUUACGCACCGAAUGAGGUUAAUAGCAGAAUUGUAUUUUUUAAUAACCUGCGCCCAUAUUUAAUAUCAGAUAGAAUGUUAGUUCUUUUAGGAGAUUUUAAUUGUGUUUGCAACGAAGCAGAUAGAACUCCAUUUAAACCGCGAAUUGACCAGA
Messenger RNA from Ixodes scapularis (black-legged tick), 1678 nucleotides. RefSeq lists its product as uncharacterized. The coding region runs from base 82 to 1101 and encodes 339 amino acids. The record is from RefSeq and is a predicted model, not a curated record. The transcript has a single exon. Gene Ontology annotation, molecular function: zinc ion binding; nucleic acid binding. Lineage: Eukaryota; Metazoa; Arthropoda; Arachnida; Ixodida; Ixodidae.